Thamnophis elegans (Western terrestrial garter snake) is the source of this 3803-nucleotide messenger RNA. RefSeq names its product mitochondrial amidoxime reducing component 2-like. Gene Ontology annotation, cellular component: mitochondrial inner membrane. The record is from RefSeq and is a predicted model, not a curated record. The transcript has 7 exons. Gene Ontology annotation, biological process: nitrate metabolic process. Gene Ontology annotation, molecular function: nitrate reductase activity; molybdenum ion binding; molybdopterin cofactor binding. NCBI's taxonomy places the organism in Eukaryota, Metazoa, Chordata, Lepidosauria, Squamata, Natricidae. The coding region runs from base 1667 to 2671 and encodes 334 amino acids.
CCAAUUCUGUUAUUCUAUUCUAUUCUAUUCUAUUCUAUUCUAUUCUAUUCUAAAGAUCAGGUGUCUGAGCUCUCACUCCCAAGAACCCUGUCCAUUUCUCAGGUCCAAGGAGUUCAAACUGUUCAUGCCAACUCCAUUCAGCUACCUAAUGUUAGGUAACAUUACACACCAAUAAUUUGGAUUCUCAACAACAUGGCAUUAUGUGAAUACAAAAGUACACACCCCUUUUCUUUCUCCUUUUUCCAUUUUGUUCAUUCAUUCAUGCAGUCUUCUUACCUUCCCAGUUACAAUCUUCCAUAUGCAAUAAUCAUUAUCAAAUGGGCUAUAGAUACUAACCUCUAUCACUCAUCUUGGCUUUGGUCAAUUGAAACUUUCACACAACCUUUUUAGUGAGAUGGGACAUCAGUCUUGAUUGUUCCCAAGCCGCAUGCAGCACUCCGAUAAAAGGAAGAAGAAUAUCAGUUAGUUCUGAGACAUAAAGGCCAACUACAUUUUAAUAAAACUCCAAAUUUAUUUCAAGUAUGCUCACAUUAUUCUAUCUAAUCCCAAGACUAUCUUGCAAGGCAACUUAUUGUUGGUUCAUACCUACUCAACUAGUACGCUAAGGAUUCAAUAUGUUUUCCAACCGUUGUCCAUUUUUAAAAUAUAAUUUUGAAUGAUUAACUUUUCCUAACACUGUUUUGGAAACUGUAUUCCAGGAACCUGAUCUUAAACUAAAGUUACCAGACAUCUGACACAAACAUAUGUGAUAUGUCAUCAUUUUUGUCUUCAUGCCCACCAUCUGGCACCUUUCACUUUAAAAUCGAAUGUUGUCUGCCUUUUAGAAUAUUUUUUAUUCGAAUAUACUUUUAUUUUGGACAAUAGUCAUUCAAAAAUUUGUGUGUUGGGACUUAGUGAAUUGUUUGCUUUUUCUCUCAUCCAUGGACAGACUUUACCCUCUACAUUUACAUUAUCUUCUGAUUCCAGCAAUGGAGUUCAAUCCAGCCUCUUCAAAUCUGUGAUGACUGUAGUGACUCAUAGGUGUGUCUGGUGAAAACGGAAAAGUGCAUUUUCAUAGAUUCUCUAUUAUUGCUAGUAUAAAUAUAUUUUAAAGAAAAUAAAGAUUUGUUGGGAAAAUACUAAAUUGAAAAAGCAGCCUUUCUGAUGCUGGAAAAAGUAAUCACACAUGCACUAGGCCAAAAGGGGUUUUUUGGAGGGAAGCUUUUCACUAAUUUUUGUCACAGACACUACAAAAACUAUACCCGUGGUUCUUUUUCCAGGGAUCAAUGCAUUCCCUGUUUCCUUAUUCUCCUGCAAAUUUAGUACCCAAAUGAUCGUCCUCCUUUAAUGUAUCCAAAGCUUUCUUAAAAGAUUGCCUGCCUACAAGUGUAGUGCUGUCUUUAACAAACUCUCGAUUUUGUCUCUGCCUGGAUCUGAGAUGACCAUCUGCCUAGAAAGGGCAGAGGUUGCAAGGCUGGUUCUGCCCGGAGUUUCCAAUGGAGGAGAGGAGCCGUUCGAGGAGCGGGGGGGGGGGGGAGGGGGGGGCUAAUGAGCAGAAGUGAGACCCUCCUUUUCCGCUUUCUACUGUUAUUACGAAAACGAGGAAAGUCGACGGCCACCUUGCAAGAGUCACCGGCCGAGAACCACUCCCAGCGAGCAGGCCCGUUUCUCCCUCGCAGACGCCCCUAUGGCUGACUUCGCUGCCCUUGUCCCUUUCUCAGGGCUGCCGCCGCCGCUUCUGCUCGCCUACAUUUGCACCGCUGCGGCUCUCCUCUACGGGGUCGUGGCGGCCUGGCGUUGGCAGUGGAGCCGUCGAAGCCGCAGCCCGCGGCUGAAACUGGUGGGGACGGUGGCUGCUCUCUUCAUCUACCCGGUCAAAUCCUGCCGAGGGGUGUCUGUGAAGCGAGCCGAGAUGACCUCGCUGGGCCUCGGGAGCGAGAAGCUGCGGGACCGAUUUUGGACUGUGAUAAAAGAAGAUGGACAAAUGUUAUCUGCUAAGAACAUUCCUCGCAUGGUUCUAAUUAGUGUAUCCUGUGAAGAGGACUAUUUAAUCCUGAAUGCCCCAGGAAUGAAGACACUGCGAAUUCCUGUUGAUCUCCCACAGACAAAUUCAAUCUGGAAUUGCACACGAUAUGGACUCCAGACUCAAGGCAGGGAUUGUGGAGAUGAAGCAGCUGAAUGGAUCACUACUUUCCUGAACAUAGAGCCUUAUCGGUUGAUCCAUUAUGAAACAAAUAUGGUGACAAGAAAGCCAGGAGAUUUCUUGUCUGCUUUUCUACCAAAAGAUGAGGUUGCCUAUGCUGAAGCCAGUCCACUCUUGCUGAUUUCUGAAGCUUCCUUGGAUGAUCUAAAUACAAGGUUAGAAAAGAAAGCUUCAAUAACUAUCUUCCGGCCGAAUAUUGUUAUUAAAGGCUGUAGUCCUUAUGAAGAAGAUUAUUGGAUUGAUAUAUUAAUUGGAACUGUUAAGUUGAAAGGAAAAAUGUCAUGUCCAAGGUGCAUUUUCACAGCAGUGGAUCCAGAAACUGGGAUCAUAGGUGAAAAGGAAGUUCUAAAAACCCUGAAAAGUUAUCGCAAGUGUGAUCCUUCUGAAGAACAUGACUAUAAGUCUAAUCCUCCUUUUGGAUGGCUAUAUGGAGUUGAGGAAACAGGAACACUUGAAGUUGGGGAUCCUGUGUACAAGAUAAUCUCAUGAUGGGAGGCACUUGUGCAGUGGGGUGUAAUUUCUCUGUAUAUGGAUUCUGUACUCAUUUUUUAAGAUUAUUUUUUUUCUUCCUUCUUAUUUGGAUACUUAUACAUAGGCUGUUUGCAUAUGGUCACUAAGGGUCAUCCCUAGUUUGUUGGCAAAUCAUUACUGUCAUCAUGACUGAGAAUUUACAUCAACACAUCAUCAUUGCAAUUGAAAGAAAUUUGAAUGAACGGCAAACUGAAUGAAUAACAAAUAAGAGUUAGAGCCUUUUUCAGUCAGUAUUCUUAAUGCAAUACAGGUGUUUUGCUGUCUGAACACUACUGAGUUGGUGAUAGUGAAAGUAAAAUUUUCCAUAUUAGAAAACUCUCCUUUUUUUAGAAACAUGAUUGAAAUGGAUAUAUGAUUGAAAUAUUUUGGGAUAGUCUUUGGUUUACUUAUUUCCCAAAAAGGCUAUAAAUAUAAGGAUAUGAUGAAAAUAUGAGGUAUUUUAUUGUAUAGCCAAGACAAGUGAAAAUCCUUUUCAGAAUGCUUGGAUCACUUAUUUCUAAAUGACUAAUGACUGACCAUUUGUAAAAACAAGUGUACAGAUGUUGAGCUGCCUAGAAUUAACAGUGUAAAUUUGUAAAGAAAACUCUUUACUGGAGGAAUUUCCAUAAAUCUGAAAUGAUUUAUGUCUGCUUUUUUUUAAAUCUCAAAAACCUGGCAUUUUAACAGGUGCAGACUUUAUAUACCCGCUGUGCGUCUAUGUUGCCAUGAUUAAAUUUGUAGCUCUCCCUGUAAGCUGCCUUGAGUCACCAUGUGUGAAUAGGCGGAAAUAUAAAUUUUCUAAUAAAUAAAUAUGGGAAUUUUACAAACAGUGCUAUUAGAUCCAGCUUUAUUGGAUUUCAUUUUUUUAAAUGUGUAUUUUGUCCCAGAAAAAUUAAACAAACUAAAGCUUAACAUUGAAAAAUCAUAAAUUAACUGGUUAAUUUCUAUAAAUUAGUUACUAAUUGAUUUAAAAAAUAUGGCCAUGGAGAUAUUUCACAUUUACAAAAUCCUUAAGCAAUGCUUCAUAUAUAAUGAUGCAAAGAUAUUUUGUAUUUCAGAAAUGAAGACUAUCUUUAUGGAUCAAUCAAUCAAUAAAUUCUAAGCAUUUUUA